This is a messenger RNA of Porites evermanni, 20881 nucleotides long. The record is from the annotation of a GenBank genome assembly. Lineage: Eukaryota; Metazoa; Cnidaria; Anthozoa; Scleractinia; Poritidae.
AUGGCUCCGAAUGUGUUCCAUAUUGGGGUCACGGAACAAGUGUCCAUUGCGGUAUUUGAUGCCGGGAACCCUGUGAAUGUAAAGCUGUAUCUGCAGGACUACCCACACAGACGAAAGACAUUUUCCCAAGUACAGGGACGUGUAGGUCAAGGUAAUAAAUACUAAUAAGUUGUAUAUCAUGUUUGAGCUGUUAUCUAAUAAGCGAGAGGGACUGAUUAGGGACUUUUAGAUGCCACGAUGGUGACGACUACUAGAACUGGGUGAAUAAGCAAAACAUCAACUCUGCACGUGCAUCAUGCUUCUUUGUACAUUUCUUAACCGUCACUGUGCGACUACGACGGGGAAAUGCCUAUUCACGUUUUAUGGACGACGUAAACAAGCCACGGCUAAAUUUUCUUUCUCUUUCUGAACUUGAAUAUGGCUCUUAGGAAUUCGGCUAAAAAAGAGUUCGCAUGCCGACAAAGUAAACGAGUUCGAGAAAUCACGAUAGAGAUUGAAAGAACGCAAAUUCACUUUUUAAGCGACGUUUCCGCGGCCGUCGCCGUCGCCGUCACCUUCGUGGUAUCUUAAACUCCCUAUUAAUUAAGUGGAAAACAGUCGCGGCCAGCGAGCGAAGUAUCGCUACUAUAAAGGGGGCUGAGUUACGAAAGUUUAUCAAAUUUACAUCAAUAGGUUAUGUAUUGGUGACACAUUUCAGGGGCGGAUCUAGGGGGAGGGUGCAGAGGGUGCGCACCCCCACCCCCCUGAGAUGACCCGCGGUUUUCUAAUACAACUGGUAUUCUGCACAUAAAAAAAAACUAUGUGGUUUAUUGGUGUUGAAGUAGAGCAAGAGACGAGUGCACCCCCUCCUAAAAAAAAUCCCGGAUCCGCCCCUGCAUUUUUUUCCAAGUCUACUAUAUCCAUGAUGGAAUCGAAAUUUUUUAAAAAAAUUAGGUUUUUUGGUAGGGACGAAAAAAAGUGGUUACCUAGGAAAGUAGUCUUUAGGAGAAGGUCCGAGAACAGGCGACAACAAAUUCAACUCAGUUCGUGAGUAUGAAAGAAUGAAACAAGAAUCGAACCCAAGGUAGCUAGAAGUGAGGCCAGAUUUCUAACGCCUUCCUAAGAUGAUAAAGAUAUAUCUAAACUAUUAUGUGAUUAUUUUUGUAUAUCUUAGCUUCAGAGGUCCAAAAAUGGGCCGCAAUGUCCUGGGGCAAUCUAAAACUUAGGUCACGUUACCAUAAUUGUAUCAUAUUUUUCCUUAUUAAAUCUAAUGCUUAAAGGACUUAUUUUGUUCUUUGUUUUUGUUUCGGGUUUUGUUUUUAUUUCUUAGGGAGCAACAUCUUUCUUCCAGUAAAGGUAAAUACUGAGGCACGGUCAUGAUCAUUAGCUAUUAUUUGAACUUAACCAAGAUGAUGGUUGAGGCAGAAUUAAUUAAAAAUUAAUGAAUGAGGCUGAGUGUCUUAUGAAGAAUUAUGGAGAUCUCGGAGGGUGUUAUCCGUCGAGGCCGCAUAACCCCCUCCGAGAUCUCCAUAAUUCUUCAUAUGAUACGAAGGCCGAAUUCAAUAACUGUUUUAUUAUUCAUUCAAAAUAAUUCCUAGUUGAAAAACAUAGCUGAAACAAGCUUACCUAUACAUCGAUGUUAAGUUUAUCUUCGAUAGUUUACGUUUAGGUUUGUCCAGCUCCGCAAAUAUUCUCCAAAUAGCAGAUGUCGCCCUCCGAGUUGUCUUCUUGCUGUUUUUGCUAUGUUUUGGCCAUUAUUUCGCUUAGUUCCAGCUGUAGUUCUUACUCUUGAAACGAGUGAAGUGUCCGCCAUUUAAGUUUUUACAACGAAAACACCCCAGGUCUUCUUGGUUAACGGUGCAUUAACUUGUACAAGGCUGCAUUUUUGACGUAAUUUCCCCGUUAAAGAUAAAAUUCAUCUAAAUUUGGUCAUCAGUAACUGGUAAUGGUGAAUUAUGCGCGUGCUUUUAGCCAAUCAGAAUUGGGGAAAUGUUUUGAAUGAAUAAUAAUGUGAUUUACUUUCCCCUGUCCUAGUGACUACUUACAAAAGAACGCUGAAACCUUGCUAUAUAUACUUAAAGUAACCAGAAAGCAACGGAUCAUUGAGAAUUAAAUUGUAUCCUGCUUUUUGAGCACUCUCGACCUAUCACUAUACUAGUAAAAAUGAAUUAAAUAAUUUAAAUAAGUUUACAUACAAAAUCUUUUAUUUCAGUGGCCCCGGCCGAGGAGCCUUUGGCUUGUAAGCUAUUACGCAAAGACACUAUCCCCAUUUCAUCUUUCCAAGAGUCUUGAAAGACAAAACUGAUAUUUUCUGUACAUUUUGUAAUUUUUGAAUUUUUAGUGUCAUCCGAACAUAUUCGUGUAACCAGAAUCAAUGUCCACAUUUUCUGUAUGGCUGAAUCCGCGACGGGCAAGAUGAAGCGAAUCCUACUUUCUGAUUGGCUACCUGAGCAAGAAGGGCCCAUCUUACCCUCUCAGAAAUUCCCGCAUUGGCCUUGCAAUAAAAAGUUCUCUUUUUUGGCUAUGUAAUAUAUCCUUUAUUAACCAAUCGCAAGCUUGUUAGGCCAAGAUGGCUGGAUAUUAGCCUCAUUCUUUUCUGCGUUUUUAUAGACCGCGACUUCGUCUAUGCCCAUAAAAACGCCGCAAAAAAGAACAAGGCCAAUAUCCAGCCAUCUUGAACUCACGCUUGAUCAGUAACGCUUAUUUAUUAUACAUUGGACUCAUUAGCGCUCUUCUCAUUGGCUAAGAGCCUACAGCUAUGCCAAAAAAAUUUUUGAAAUCAGCGCAACCUACGGAUUAGUUAGUUAUCUGCUAGCAGAUGACUGACUAAUCUGUAGGUUGCACUCGCAAUGCAUGAUUUCCAAUGGCAAUCAAUUCAGGUUCUUUGCGACGGUAUGUUUGUCGUUAUUUUCUUCAAAACGAUGCAUAAUAAAAGAAUUAUUAGAUUCGUUUUUUGUGAUAUCCUGAAUAAUCAAGGUCCCCGGCUCGGCUGAUAACACUUACAGAGGCCUUGAUUAUUCUGGAUAUCACAAAAACCGCAUCCAAAAGUAAUUGUUUAAUAUCACCUGACAUCACUGAUCUGCCGUUGACAGACUAUUGAUAUUAUAUCUCAUAUUUUUCCAGGUUGAACCACAGGAUCUGCCGGACAUCAACUCAGUGAACAAACAAUACGUUUAUCUAGUGGCCAAGUCAGAUGAUGGCCAUUUCCAGUUUCACAAGGAAGCCAAGAUCCUUCUUAGCUACAGAGACAGGAUGGUGUUCAUAGAAACGGACAAACCAGUCUACACUCCCCGACAAAGAGGUAAGAAACUCAGACUUACGUUCGGUAAAAGUCAUCAGAAUUCACCAGCAUAGAAACAAGCAUAAUCACAGCCAUCACACAAUUUGAUGAAACCGAUUAUUUAAACAAGAAUAUACAUAAUCAGCAAAGACCUCAAAAGAAGAGGGAUAGUAGAAAAGAAUGAAAAACGACAAAAAUGAAAGAACAAGAAAGGCAAGACAGGAAAAAUCGACAAGAAGUAAAAAAAGUAUAAGAUCCGGAAUACUUUUGAUAGCAGUUAAGACAAAGCCUGUGAAUUUAACAAACUGGAUCCUAGUCACUUAAGUUGUAAGUUUUUGUUACUUCUCUUUUGGACCUGACCGUGCACAACGUUCAAAAGCAUUCCUAUCAUUUUGAAGUUACUGACCAAUAGAAACAUCGCAUUGAUUUAUUCAGUCACAAUUUGUUAACGAAAAACAAAGGUCAGGAUUGUGCACGGUCAGGGAGCUUCCAACAUAAACUUAACAGCACCUUGUAUAAACCUUGAUGUUUGCCGGCUUUCAUAAACCAGCCUCCUCUGCUGACUAUGCCUGGAUUGGUCUUUUCUUCUUUUCUUUGCAGUGAAAAUCCGAGUAUUUCCGCUAGAGUUUGAUAUGAGGCCUUCUACCAAAAAAGUGAGUCGAAUUUGCUGUUAAUUCACGAUUUUUUUUUUUUUUACUCUGACAAACUCGAGUUCUAACGAUUUGUUUUUGUUUGUUUGUUUGUUUGUUUUUUUCAAAACAGAUAACCGUUAUGGUUCUGGUAAGUCUCGUCUCUUUUUGUUCCUGCUUAUAGGAACUGAGCCUGAUCCCGGUCAGCAGGAAUGGAUGCCUUACCAUGUUGGCCGGGCUCUGUCUUGCCUAAUAAAAUUUUCUAUGUAUUUAUAAGAGAAGGUGGCCUGAUGUACUUUCCGAGAUUUCGGUAGCUUUCACCAGAUAUUCAUGUAAUCAUCAAGACGAUAAGAUUUUUGGAAGUUUCUAAUGUUUCCUUUUGACAUAAUACCGUAAACUGCUGCUUUAAGUUUUCUCCCACCUCCCUAGUAAUAGGCCCAUCUACUUGUAAACAAAAAAGGCACACAUCCGAUUAUAACCCUGCCGGAUAUUAGCCUUCCCCCAACCCCUCCAAAUGUAUCAAAAUAAAUUCGAUUAGUCCUUCGUUGUAUUGUGACGUUUUAAAGCUUAAUUUUUUGAAAACCAGUAAAUACAAACAUAAUUAUUAUGAUCAGCAUUACUAGAGCUUGUUUCGAAGCACUCUUCCUUUCCCGGUUAUAAACCCCCUUGGAUAAUAGCCCCACCCUUUACAAACCCUUCUAAAACCCCUUACGAAGAUGUAUAAGCCCAGGGCUUAUAAUCAGCAGUUUACGGCAUGUGGUUAAGACGUCUUUACACUAUUAAAAUUCUGACAUGACCUAGGCCAAAGUUUUCUUCUGUGUACCGCCAUGCCACUCUAACUACAGUAACUACUACUUACUAAAAUGUUAGUAUUCAUUCAAAAUAUUUUUCCGUUUGUGAUUUACUCAAAUCCUACGGAUAAUUCAUCAUAACCGGCUUCGGAGGAAAUUUGUUAUAAUUGCAAAAUGACGUCAAUGCUAUACAGCAUAAUUACCAGAAAACUGGACGGUUAACCCAGAAGACCUGGCGACGAGGUUGAGUUGUUAUGGUAGGGAGUACAAAAUGGCGGAAUAUUGCACUCGUUUCGCGAGGAAGAAAUAGGGAAACUACUGGCUAAAAACAUAGCCAGAACAGCAAGAAUACAACUCGAUGGACGUCAUCUAUUAUUUGGAGAAUAUCUGCAGAACUAAACAUCCCUUUAUCUCCUAAACUUGUCGAUAAACAGGCUUUAACAUGAACUUAACAUUGAUGGAGGUAAGCAUAUCUUGUUUAUAAACUAGGAAUUAUUUUGAAGGGUGUUAUCCGCCUCGACCUGAUAAAACCCUCCUAGAUUUCCAUAAUUCUUCAGAUGAUACUUAGCCUCAUCCAAUAAUUGUUAAAUGUUUCAGUAUUCGUUUUCGUUACGUUUGUUUUUCUUUCCUUUCAGAAUCCACAGGGAAUUAGAGUACAGCAGUGGAAGGACCUGGACACUGGUACAGGUAUGUUUCAGUUCUUCUUAAGUUGACUUAAGCAUUAAUUUGAUUUCAUUAUAUAUCUGUUCCAUUUUUCCAUAAGGAAUCAUAACGAGAAGGCUGGAUCUGAAUGAUUUGGGUCUCAUGGGUACCUGGACUAUAACAGCCGUAUAUGGCCAUCAGGUAUUUGCAAUGUAUUUCUACCUUUGAGCACUUAAGGUGAUUCCCUAGUAAAAGAACCUAACAUAGAUUGUAGAUGAAACUUGGUACACUGAUGUAACAAGUCUAGAAGAUGAUAAAAAAGUAAUAAAAAGAGGGGGUCACCGUGCUCGUUUUGACGUCGCAAUGCUGAGAAAUACGGCUAUUUUGGACCCUUUGUCAAAAACCGCGCGCAGCCCAAAACUAGACAAAAACGAGAGAUUUUUUCGAUGAUGCAUGUGGUAUCGCACAGAAUUUGACUUUAUUGUAUUGUUUAUCCACUUAAAUACCUUUUAAUGCUCCUGUUUUUAUUUUACGCUCCAAAGUAGAAUUGAAUUGGACACGCGCUAUUCGACCCGUGAUAGCUCAAUCCGUACAAUUUAGUAAAAUUGCCAAAAAACUGAACAUAGAUUUGGGCCAAUUUUUUUCUCAUCGAAAGAAAGCACUGUCCUUAUUAAAAUCAUGAAAUAAAAGAUGGGGGACCGGGUCACCGUACUCGUUUUUGCGGUAGAGCUGCAGAAAAGUGCGCACCAAAUGCAUUUUCUCCGAGUUUUGAGAGAGGACUGGGACGAGUUUCAAAAUAGAAUGUAUGUGAAAGAGGGAAGAAAGUAUACAGAAUUUACAUCGAGAUAUCACAUUUAGGAUACAAUAAGAUAAAGAAAGCGUUUAAAUAAAAAUCAAAGUGAGUAAGCACAAGUUAAACAUCCACUAUCGAGGUUCUCUGUGAGGAAGUCGAACUCAGCAACACGCGUACUGCCUACGUUAUGCACAUUCCCAACACAUUGAGUCUCACCUCGGCAAGAAACAACCGCAAGCAAAAAUUCCAAUAGCGUUUCUCUUCAUUCAACUUCAUUUUAAUAAUGUUACUUCACAUGCUCUGUUUUACGGCGGCCAUCUUGUUAUGCGCAGUAAGAGAUGCGCAGUGCAAAACCAGGGAAUCACCUUAAUUACACAGGUAACAGACAGCUCUUUCUAAGACGGACUCUGUUGGGACCGGCACAGAGCGUGAUUGUCUUUAAGGGAGAAAUCUGCCAAUAGACCGUUUUCACAUGAUGUCAUGAUGGCCACCAUAUUUAGAGGGAGCCUAAGCAGCCAUGACGACGACGCCUAUUUCCCUUUCGUAAAUGGUAUUUGCCAUUUUUAACGGUCGAUGCCACCAUUAGUAACCAGGCCUUAAAUCAUGAUAGAUGGAUUAAGUUACAAUAAGGCAAAUUGCUGGUUUCCAGUGUCACGCGGCAUUCGAAAUAGAUCAAAAUAAAAUCAAAACCGUUCGAUAGAUAAAGUCCAGAAUCUAAGAAAUAAAAGAAGGUACAUAUACAAAGACCCUCGCCAAGAUUCAGGUCAGAGAAAUAUUUCGUAUACCAGAUAUCCGAAGAAAUGUUUUACCCAAACUUAUAGAGAUUUGUAUGGAGACGCCAUGCUGGUGCUCACCUGGAUGAGCUCCAACAUGACGGACGGAAACCAACAGAAAUAUCUGUUACCGAGUUUUGCUACAAAAGCGUGAAUUUUUUGUUCGAGAAACUCAUAAAUAUUAAAGUAAUACUUUUUCUAAUACAUGAACUAUUUAGUUAGCAAAAAUUUCCUGAAAUAAGUCAUUUUUUUAACCUACAUGACAGCUCUCUUGCCCGUCAUGUAAAGACCGCGUCACGCAAAAGAUUAGAAAUUCAAGCGUACUCUAUCACAAAACCAAAAACUCUUUUAAAGCCAAAAUUUGUACGAAAAUUAGUUUUCAGCUGCUCUAAUGCAUCGUGAAUGUAAAAUCUAGGUAGGAUCAAUAGUUUUUUAGUUUGAAUUUUUGUCACGUCAUGUGAAAACCAACAAUAGUACGUUUUUGGAUACGGUUAGAAAGAACGACUUUGAAGCCCAAAAAAGCGCUAGGGUCACUUGUUAUAGAUGUAACAGUUAAGAAAGACAGUUUGCAAGUGUACUUACUUAAAAUUUAAGAAUUUUGGAUUGUCGGUGUGGUAGAGAGAUUAGGGUACGAAAGAUCCCGGUUCGAGGUCCGGGUUUGACACUGGGUUGCGAUUUUCUUUCUUUACUAGGAACACUCUCAAUAACAAUUCCAAAAUUUUCUAAUUGUCUUAAAAAUGGCGGCGACCGAUCACGAAAGGGCCAACUGUGAUGACGACAGUAACGAGACCUUCUGUUUCUGUUACGUCUUUUUCUUACAAUAUUAUGAUUUCUGUAUUGAAGGAUAUUCACAAUUCCUCUGUGCAGUUCGAAGUGAAGGAGUACGGUAAGAUAACUUUCUUCCAAUUUUUGUUCAUUUUUAUUGCAGUUAUCUGUAAAUUUAAGCUGUUCAAAUUUCAUUUCUUUCAGUUCUUCCCAAGUUCUCGGUGAAAUUGAAUGUGCCACCUUACAUCCUCAAAACGGAUACCCAGAUAGGAAUAAACAUAACAGCAAGGUAGAAUUGGCGCGUCAUGAAAUACCAAUGUCUGAGUACAUGAUUCUGGUAGUUUUGUGUUUUUAGUUCUCUUGCCUAAUCUUGCAAAAUUCCGUUUAAUUUUCAUCUAAGUCAAGGAAAAUUGUAAUUUGUGAUGUUUUUCAUUGAAACAGAACUCGAUUGUCAGGGGCACCCAACGACCGAAUGUUACCAAAUAUGCCUGAAGUGUCUGGUUGAUUUGGGGCUGCUCUAAAAACUGUUUAUCUGCUUGGAUGUCUUAGGAGAAUUUGAGUCGUCUCGAAGUUUGUACGUGGCUUUUUCGUAACCGUUAGCUAUCCUGAUGGGUCCGGUCGAAAGUUCGAGGUCAUGGAGUAGCCGUACUUUCAUUAGAAGAUUUUUUAUCAGAACAUAACGGUGCUUGUAUCUCCCCACCAGUUUGCACUAACAGCCUGCUUUAUGGCAAAGGGGCUUUUUUCAUCUAUUGUUUUCUGAAUAUGUCAACCAACUGCAAUCUUGUAAUUUCAAAAAAUUGUGAGGUCCACUCCUCUUCACUGUGAGCUACUAUUGUUUUCUUUGUUACUUUGUCGUUUUGAUGUGUCCAUACGUAUGUUUUCUAAAUCAUUCAAGCCUCAAUCAUCAUCCAUGAACUACAUAUCAUUUCUCUAACACCGGCUUGUUUUUUUAAAGGCACGUUUAUGGAAAGCCCGUUAUCGGCACUGCAGUUGUGUACUUGAGCAUGGUCGGACGAAAUGGAAAGAACGUGCCUUUCGCUAAACAUGCAAUCUUGGUAAGUCAAUAUUUUUAGGACGAGGUUUACCUUCAAGAAACCGACAAAUCAUGAAAAUCAGCUUCUCAAUGGUGGUCUUAUCAUUCAACAAGUUUGGUUGCUUUGUUUAGUAGAAUUUUAUUUAUUCUUGGCGUAAAUGAAAUUGUCACGGGUUGUUCAAAUUGUUAAAAUUACACAAUUUACAAUGCAUUUUCGUCACUAAGCAAUGCUUGACUUAUUCUGAAAGUACUUGCAAAGCACACAAGAACUUCACGCGCUCAUUCAGAGAUGCAAGUAGUAUAGCAGAAACCGUUUAGGCGAUUUUUUAUGUGGUGAAACCCUAUUAACUUGCGGUGGAACAAUAUUAACGUCGAUAAGUUCAUAGCCAUCCUUUACAAGCUCCACAUUUCUAUUGUCAUUCCACCACCACCACCACCACAUUUCUUUUUUUUUCCUGCACCACCACAACCUUCAUCACAGACGCCAAAUAUUUUUCUUGGUUCCGGGUCACUGAUUCUUGGCGCGCAAAUUAUGCAUAGGACGUUGGGUGGGUGCAAGCAAACCAAUACUUAACUUAACACCUGCAAAUUUUAACUGAAAUGUCUAUAUGUCGACCUUUACCAAGAACUAAUAAUGGAACUUUAUUAUCUUUUUUCUUGUCUCCCGAGCGGUGGCAGUGGAAUAUCUCUAACACUUUGUACACUUGUUUACAGUUGACCGCCAACAUAGGGAACAAACUGCGGUACCAGAAUAGGCAGCACACCGGUUCAAGGCCAAUCAAAAAAUGAGAAAAAAACUAAUGAUCAUUUCAAUGGGACUUCACUGCAGUGUUCUUUUAUUUCAUUAGUAUACAGUGAAUAUUGUCACUUGAGUGUAACAAAGUCAAAGGUUUUCUUGUUCCCUUCGGUGAUCAGUUGUUAAAAAGCCUGAAUUUAAUUCUACCCUGUGUCCGGCCUUUCUGUAUGUUCCCCUUAUUUUCCUAGCCUAGGACAGCGUUUACCCUCAGAAUAUGAAGCGGAAGGUCUUGAUCCUUUUAUGAAUUACAUCUGUUCAUCUUCAUUUUCUUGUAUUUUUAUUUCGUCACCCUUCAUUAAUAAAAUGAAGAGAGUAUUUUUGAACUUUUAGCUAACCUUUGUUAAGACUGUUCCGCAUCGUUCUCUUCUCGCUUAUGGCGCCUCGGAAUUUGGAGAAUCUGUACAUUUCCCCCUUUGGAUGAUAAAGAGGGCUCCAGAGCUCUCCUUUCAGUGAAAUAUUUGCACUUUCAGUAAAUUACGCCUUUCCCCAUUGCACCAAAGAAUAAAGGAUUGAUAAGGGAAGAGAAACAGUCAUAUGUUAAAAUAUUCUGAUAUUCUUUUUUAUUAUCAUAACUUAUUAAAUGUAGCUCGAUAAGAGUGGUGUAACGACCCUGACAGAGCAACUUCAGAGCAUCCGGGACCUUCCAGGGAAUUUGUGGUUUCCAGACAACAGCCGACUUCAAGUUCAGGCUGACGUCAUCGCGAGGGCGACGGGCAAUAAAGAAACUGCAGUGGAUAAAUCAUGCCAGUUUAUAUCAAGCCCUUACCUUAUUAAGUUUAAGAACACGGGGAAAUAUUUUAAACCAGGACUUCCUUUUGCAGCGAAGGUAUGAUCGAGCUGCCAAAAUAAACUAGUAACGAAUUUGAAAUUCAAAAACAAACCAAAAAAAUGAUAAAGGAAUUUGGCACUGAUUUUAAAGAAAUCUGUUAAGUUAGCUGCCAAAACGCUUGAAGUGUUCUAUGCAUAUAAAAGUGGCAUAGAAAAGGCAGCCUUUAAUCCAGAACAUUUUCCUAGACAAAGGAAUCUAAAGAACUUUGGCCAAAAAGUUGCAUUGCAGUAACUGAACUUUUGACUGAGUAUUUUACUUCUGAAAUCAGCCCCAAGAGGUCUUGGAGAUAUCCAACAGCUAACUUCUGACAAACUCUGUAGGCGUUAGCAGCUAUCGUAAAUGAUCUAAUGGACGCCCAGGGCGUAUUCUAGGGGAACCAAGAAGGGGUCGUUUUAAAGACAGGAGGAUUUUGUUCUAAUAACUGAUAUUAUCGACCAAAAUAUCUUCACAUUUCACAAAUUUUGACUUUCCAGUCCAUCCAUUGAUACGUCUAGGCCGUUUAGAGAUCCACAUCGUGUUUUUGUAAAGCUCAACUCUGAUGUCACAAUCCCGCUUACUUUGAACUUGACUUUGAACAUGAUGCAAUGUGCAGACUCUUGUUAAUCAAACAAGAAACUGAAUAAAUUCCGAUAGGGGCAGAAUAAAAAAUAAAUAUUUUAUUUGAAUGAUUAAUUGUUAACAAACCCCAGACCAACCUCCAUUCAGGGGACACCUCUGUUUAGGGGGCACUUUUCUUGGUCCCAAGGGUGUCCUCUGAAGAGAGGUUCCACUGUAGCUUUAAAUAAUUUUUCUUAAGCAGUAAGCAAUUUUGUGACUUUUUUUUUAAGGUUGUCGUAACCUACCCUGAUAAACAACCAGCCAAGAAUGUACCUUUGUUGAUAUCGGCUCAUGGAAGGAAAGGAUUUGUUAGGAUACAGCUCAGGACAAUUAACAGAUACGCAAGAGGGUUUACGGAUGAACAUGGGGAAGUCGAAUUUAUUAUAGAUGCCUGUUCAAACUGCGACUCUAUUUCUAUUCAGGUAGAAAAAUACUGUUCGUCGUGAAGCCGGAUUGGGCACUUGUUGAUAUUGUGUCAUAAUCCUUGUCACCUGGAUAUUUUCGGCGUUUAGAAUAUAAUAUUAGUUGCAUUCAACGUUAGGUGAACACAACUCCUUAUCUAGGGCAUUCUGUGGUUUUUUGGGUGUCCCGCGGUGAUAGGUGGUGACCUUUAAUAAGUAGCUAAAAGUGUGCACGUUUUUCGUCCUUCGUCUGCGUUUUCACUGUCAUCUUGAAUUGCAGCUCAAAAAGCUCACAAACAGCAAGCUUAUCUUCUUUUUUUUCGAAACAGAAGUUUAACCAUUACACCCAAGAUAUCGAUAUUGCACAAGUACAGAUUCUUGACCGAGGGAUAAUCAAACCGGUGUGAGCAACAAAUAAAAACAGAGUUUUGCACCAGUGUUUAUUGACGUUUGACAACUUUCCGGUAUUCUUGUCGGUGCAAGAACUAUCCGUUAUAGUAUGAACACAGUAUUAUAUUUCUUGUAAUAGUAAUUACGUUUUUCAUAUUAUUUUAUUUAUAGGUGAAAACCGAUAAUGUCAAACUGGGAGUUUCUCAGAACGCGUUCGCCAAUUACUUGGUGAGGCCGUUUGAUGCUGGUGGAGGACCUCUGAUCAUGGUUCGCCAGCUUACACCAGGAAAGGUAUGGUGUACCAUUGUAUCAUAAUUUGUCCAAAAUGUAUUGAUUUGUGCAGAGUUCGUGUUCACUUGAACAUUUUAGUGAAACGCGCAAUACACGCAAAAAACAAACAAGCUACUCAUGAUCAGCUUGUCGCGAUUUAUAAACGAAGAAUUUUUUGCUCAUUUAUAUGUUGAAAAUACAAUGCUCUGACAAUAUUUCAUUUGCUUUCAUUUUCAAUAUGGAGGGUUAAUUAGUAACUUCAAAAGUUUAUACCGUAGAAUUACGUUAAUAAAGGGUCCCCCGAAAAUAACGGCUACCCGAAAGUAACGUUAAUUUUUUACCUUGCUAUUAAACCCCGAAAGUAACGCCCCCCCGCCCCCGAUAAUGGCAGCCCCUGAAAAGACCUGAAAAUGACCACUCAAAAAAAUAUAAUUUUUGUACCGUUAAUGUAACAUUUCAAGAGGGUCGGUAUGUGGUUACAAAUACAAGUAGGUAGUGGGUUGAAUAAUAUGUUCCUAUUUAAUUUACAACAAAUGCCACACAAUGUUUUCAUAUUUUAGUGGUGUACCGUAUUUUCAUAAACAUAGGAUACGGGUAACAUAGUAAGUAAAACGCCUAAAAACAGAUAUUAAAGCUGUAAGUGUCAUCACAGUUGUCAUAUAAUACGAACAAUAUUUUCGACGUAUAGUAUACGAACAUUUGAGCCUUUCUUGUUACAGUUGAUUUUGUUUACAUGGAUAAUGAAUACCGUAACCAGCAUGCAACCUAAAUGACCUUUUUUAUGGUUGUAUGCGUCCUCUUUGUGUAAAACCCCUGCUUAGUUACAAACGUUUUCUAACCAUUCGAAAGGAACGGCUACCCGAAAUUAACGGCCCCCUUGGCCUGCUAAAUCCGAAAGUAACGGUGGCCGCUAUUAUCGGAAUCCCACGGUAUUUUAUAUAUUUGAUAACUGUAUUUUUCUGGCUAUAAUAGUACUACUACAAAUCAUAAUAAUAAUCUGAGUAAAAUCAUGUAGAAGACCAUCUUCGUUUUGCUGUCUGUAAACAUAAGGUUGUUAGCAGUUCCCUUCAGACAAACCAAGCUAAACCAGCGAGUCCGAUCUAUUGCUACAGUAGUCCCUUGCUCCUGGAUAGUGUUUUACGAUACAGAGUAAGUGUAUCCCCGAUUAAUGUUAGCCAGGAGUUCAAUGAAACUAAUAAAUAAACCAAAAUUAAAUAAAUUAAACCGUAGCUUGAAAACUUUUAAACGUGUGAUUGAUUCACAGGUUGGGCGCAAAGUAUUUUGUGAAAGUUAUAGAACUGUCAACCGUGGUGGUGCUAAAAUCGGACUUUCUUUUGCGGUAGGAGCAUAAACAAGAUCCUGUGUAGCAGUCUUUUCCUUUUCUUUUUCGCCAAGUGGGAGAAGUGCACGGGACGCGUGAAGAAAUGAGCGAAAACAGAAGUGGGGUGGGGAGGAGGGGAAGGGCACCCUUACCGUUCUCGUAUUUUUUUGUGUUCCUUUUGGCCCAAUGCUCUCACGCGUCGUUCGCGUGCUCCGCUUGGCUCAAAGGAAUUGGAAAUUACUGCUACGUACAAAUAUUAUUGUUAUGUAUCACGAUAAUCAUAUUGUGAUUUCGUUGACUGAAUUGCAGGUGUUCCCUUAAACAUAAUGAUAUGUUACGAGGGAGCUUUUAGCAACGUCGACAAAAUAAAACUUUUUAUUAAAUACAAACUUUGUCUUGACGAUUUCCCCUUGCUUAGAAUUUCAAAUGUUGGUGAACUUCCUUGGAGCGUAAUUCUUGGGGAUCAAACCCAAGUUUAGAAGGAGAAAGAGAAUUCGUCGUCGUGUGUUGACACGUCCUUCACAAAAGGUUGCAUUAGGAAACUUCACGCAAAGAAAUGAAUGCCAACGGGCAGUGCCACACUUACAGAGUUGUUGUCUUGCUAGUUCAACCUAUUGCUUUUUGGACGAGCUCCCUUAAUUAAUUAUAGGUCAAGUGAGCAAACAAUCACCUCAUCAGAGAUACGAACAGUACCUGCUACGGUCAUCGCUACUACUCAGAUACUGCUAAGCUAUUUAGAAAAUUGUACCACCAGAUGUGUACUUAUCAUCAGCUUUUAUUUCAAAAUACUUGGCUGUCUCCUCAUGUCUUGUAAUCCGGAUUCCAGAAUCAGGGAAAUUUUUACUUGCUGGCAUCCUGGCAUCCGGAAUCCCGCUAACAAUUGGAAUCUGGAAUCGAAGUUUCACUGACAAGGAAUCCAGAAUCCAUUGUGUGGAAUCCAGAAUCCAAUGCUCUCUUGGAUUGCGUUACAUGGAGCAAUACGUUUUUAAAUACUUGUGUUUUGUAACAUUUUUGUAACUUACUCUCAGGGAAACCUCUAUAAGGUGGACAGCCCUUCCGCAAACGGACAGUUGAUGUUGGUCCGCUGCUUUUCUUCAUGCCUUUUCUUGUACGAACCCCUUUUUAAGACAGACACUUGGGGCGCGAUCCAUUCAACCAAAAUUUCCGGAAAUCUCGGUCCAAAACUCAAUGGAUCGGUUCGGUCCAACCGGAAAAGUUUCGAAAAAACGGGUCCAGCUUUUGAGGUGGACCAAUUUUCCCGGUCGGACCGGUUGGAAUUUUGGUUGAAUGGAUCGCACCCGUGAUGCCACUUCUGGAGGUGUCCGUCUUAAGAGAGAGUUGACUAUCAAUCGUAGCCUUUCUCAAGGUCAAAAAGAGAGCCUCCCUAUAUUUUUCAAUAUCCGUAAUAAUCAUUAUGAUUGGUUAAGUUUUUAUAUUCCUCGUUCCACAAACGUGUGAACAAAUUGGUGUCGUCAUUGUCAAUGAUUCGACUCCUUACCAGUCUUCACCUCAUUCUUCGAAUGUUGUUGUUUCUUUCUUUCCAGGUGGUAUCUCGAGGUAGGAUUCUCUCACACAACACAACUGAUCCAUUUGAUGGGAUAAUCAGAAGCUGGUCCUUUCGUGUAACUCCACAAAUGUCUCCAUCAGCGCGUCUGAUUGGUUAUUACAUUGAUAACAAUGGAAGAGUCGUAGUUGACAGCAUUUUGCUCGAUAUUGAAGACAGUCUUCCAACUGAGGUUAUAAAAGCAUUUGCAUAUGCGAUAGAAACAUAGCCACAUUUACCGGCGAUAACAGAAACAUUUGGCACGGCACCACUAAAAACGGAUACAGGACCACCUUUUCACACGACCCCGGUACCCCUAGAUUUGUGUGCACCCAUGCCCAACACAAUUUACAUUUGCACGCCGCAAAAAAUAAGGGUUGCCGGGCCAAACAUUGACAGGCACACGUGUCAAAUUUUAGGGUUGUUGUGCCUCAAACUCUUGCUCGCUGUGCCUUAAACCGGGUUCUACUGUCCCGCAUAAAUUUUGUACCACACGGUAGGAAUUCCAAGAUGGUAGAUAUGGUGGUUCACAAAAGUUUAUAUUAUGCGUAUAAAUUUCUAGAGAAAUUCAAGACUUUCACUUCUUAAUUUUAUACUGGUAGCUAGGCUCACACAUGGAAAUUUGAAAAGUGUUUUCCCGCUUUUAUUUUAUUUGUUUUUCAAUUUUUAUUUUUUCCAAAUGAACUUGAAAGAUUCCUCUGCAGUUUCAAUGAUUUUUUUUAUUUCUAAGUUUCAAGCUGUAGCGUCACAGAGCGAGCCUCACUCGGAGGUCUAAUUCUUUUCUAUUCAAGUUCGUCCCGAAUUACUUUUUUUGGCAAGUUACUUUUCUUGGUGCAUAAAAACCUCAACUAAAUGGAACACUUGUCCAAGAACCACCAGGAAGGGGGCUUACAUCUUGCAGAUUAAGUUUUGAAUGUAAUACGAAAUCAAAUCAAACAAUCUACAACGAACAAAGAACUUAAGGAUUUUAUUAGCCUAGGGUAACAAAAACAAACCAGAGAAUCAAAGGAUCGCGUGUAUUUUAAGAAAAAUAAAGUCAUUCGUGGGAUAUUUCACGGUAUACCACUCGAAAGCAUUGCAUGACCAGUAUGUAUUCCAUGAAGUUCGUUUCGCCAACGUAAGGGAAUCCAUGGUAGUCUUGGAAUCUGGAUUUCACGCCGUGGAUCCGUAUUCCGGGUACUUGACUCCAGUCUUUCCUUGAGCUGAAUUUCAAAUUCCAAAGCCCAGGAUUCCGGAUUCCACGAGUAAGAUUUUUCCGGAUUCCUGAAUCCAGAUUCCCUUACAUAGGAUGAAUCGUUUUAAUACUUUCUCUUGUAAUAUAGGUUACUUUCCCUGAUGCUUACAAAAUUCAACCGGAUGGCUUAUCUGUUCAAGUUAACGAAGUUCAAAUACAACCAGGAUUGCCAUACAGAUUGGGCAUUAAGGCUCCUCAAGGAACGAGAUUGGGUCUCCUAAGUGUGGACCAAAGCGUUUACCAGUUGGGAAAUGAAAACAGGCUCACAAAAGAGCGUGUAAGUAUAACUACAAUAAAAUUGCUUCCGUUAGAAGACUCCCAUCUCUUAAAGCUGAGAAAAGUAGCUGAGUGGAAGAGAAUAGGACGUUGUUUGCGUGCAAUUUGUCGUGAUCUCAGCUUGAAAGCUUAAAGUGUAUAUUGUGUAUAUUUUUUAUUUAUUUAUUUAAUCACGCAAAUUUCCCUCCUUUAAUCUCUACGCUAUCAGGCGGCCAAACUGACAAAUAUGACGUCGAAAGAUUUACAAGAAUGUAGGCAACUUGUCGUUGUCGACAACUCCGCUGUCAUCUUCUGAAUCUUAAUUUGCUUCGAUAUAUGGUGACCUUUCUUACAAUCAAAUACAUCGUUUAAUUCCCCAAAACACAAAGCAACGACCUGAAUCGAAAGCGAAAGCUUAGCCAAUCAGCUGACGUCAUAUGUCGUUCUCUCUUUGAUCCUUUACUCGUUCGAGCUGUCUCUGGGACAUUUCUCAUAGGCAAAAAGCAGUUUUUGGACAGCCAAAAUUCAAGAAAUAUUUCGGGAGACACAUUUUCAAAGUUCCUACUUGCUGAUUAAACUUAUUAAAGAACCAAAAACAUUUGAAACAAAUUUCAUGUUAUAUCAGUGCACUUUAAGGUUACCAAGUGAUGUGUAAACCAGUCUUAAAAGACCUACGGUCUCAGAAAAAAAUUGUUAGGAUACUUCCACAGAAUUAAACGCUUUUUUAACUUCUGGUCAAUCUCCUCGUCCUCCAAAUGAAAGUGUCCUAAUAAUUUUGACUGAGACUGUAGAAAUGGAAAUCAAUCUUAACAUUUACAUCAUCAUCGUCAUAUUCACUACUCGAAUAAAUCUCAGUAUUUGAGACAGGCUCUGUGUUUGGAUCACCGCAGUUCGAAUUCCCGAUCAGCCAGCAGGCUUGCAAGCUUCCCUGGACUCUCAGUUCGUUAGUCAUAUGUUCCUCGUUUUCAGCCGUCAUUCUGCACCAUCCCCUACAUUAUAGUAUAACACCCAUGAAGGGAUUUUGUAAACGCUUUGGUGGGAGUCCAGGCUUUAGAACCAUAUGGCAUGGUCGAUUCAAUCGAUGCCUAUAAAAACCUUACUGGAAAGAAAAACUGGUAACCGGCGACCAGAUAUGACACUGAAAACCAACCGUUUACCAUCUCGAAGUUUCUCAACAUCGCCAAACCAUUUUUAAUGAACAAAUAAAUAAAAUGCUAAAUGGUUGUUCAGCCGAAUCAAUUUAGCUUACUCUCUCCUCUGCAAGAAGACUGCACGUAAUAGUACAAAGUCCGAUUUAGACGGUACUAUUUUUGCUUACGACUAUCGUGGGCGACUAGCAUACGUCAUGACUUUCGAUUAUCCACACGCGCACAAUUUUCACUUACGACAUUCAAAGGUGUCGUACGGAUGUCCUGGGUCUAAUUUACACGACAUGGUGAUGGUCGUAAGUAAAAUCGUACCGUCUAAAUCGACCUUAACUGAGUCCUAGGACAACAAACAAGAAAUUGAAAACCACACUCCCCAUGGACGGUACAAGGGAACAGCGGAGCUGUAUCACCCCCUUAGGUGUUUGUUAUGUCAAAAUACUUUACAAAGACUAAUCGUUUAAUAGAUAGCCUGUGGUGAACUCUACAACGUGAUAUAAAGGUUGUGAUGGCACUGCGCGCUGCGAACCUGUGACGUCAUUCACUAUGGCCGCCACUUUGAAUCAGUUUACUGAAUUUUCAGAUUUAUGUUAACAGUUUAAAAACUUUAAAUAAGCAAUUAUUCAACAUUUGUUGUCUUUUUUACCAUUUUAUAUUACGUCUUCUCAAGACCAUAUAAUCAUAUCAACCCCCUACUUCCAAAGUUUGCCAAAAUGUGCAAAAUGUGAGAAAUAAAUGACAUAUCCUGGUGAGAGGAGGUUCUGGCUUUUAGCGCUUUAGAAAGAAAGAAAGAAAAAAAACUAAAACUGGGAGUAAAACAUCUACGCAUAGCUUCUAUCGUGGAUCAUAAACUUUGUUAUUGUUAAUCAUUGGUACAGAUUUUCAAAACAACCGAGGCUCUCGACCUUGGGUGCGGUGUUGGUGGAGGAAAGAACAGCAAGGAUAUCUUCAAGGUUGGUAUCAGAGCUACAAAGAUAAUUCUAAUUGAUAUUUACGAAGAAAGCUACUAGGUCCUUUGCACAAAACGGUCACGGGUACAAAAACCACCUUGCUGGAUGGCAAACAAAGUAGUGGGACCUUGAAGAAAAAGGAUGUUUUCUUAUCUUUAUGAAUGAUGUAGCCUCUGUUUUUCCUGCCCCUCUGCGUCUGAUCGUUUGCCAUCCAGUAAGGUUUUUUUGUUCCAUAUGUGACCGUUUCGUGCAAAGGGUCCAUUACAGAAAUGAAUCACACCUCUGAACUGCAUGUCUUGCAAGGAAACCUCUUUUAUUGUCUCCAUAUUUCCAAAAAAAUAGUCAAAAAUCAUAAUUGUUGUUGUUCUUAAUUUAAAGAACGCUGGUGUCGUUUUGAUGACUGAAAACUUUGUGAGCGAUGGAAGAGAAGGUGAGAAAAAAGUAUAAAGGAAAUAUCCACUUCACACUUAUACACUGCUAUUAUAAUGACUGUGUCAUUGUAUUAAAAAUGCUUCAUCCCUAAAACUGCGAUGGUAUGUUUUUGGUAAUUAAACUGCGCAAAAGGAGAAGUAUACGAAGAAACUGAAGACUGCGACCCAUGUCGACAGAAACCUGGAAUUUGGGCUGGCUGGGCCGAUAUGGUGCAAUUAUUGCAUUAAUUUUGACACUGCGCAAGGAGAAGAAAACGCAGAAGAAAAGACUGAGACGAAGACAGAUCUCCCCAAUUUGCCAAAUAGAAACUUCGGAUCCAUGGAUCUGGGUUUGACGUUUAGUGCAAUUUAACCACUGCGCUUGAAAACUGUGGUUCGUUGAAGAACGUUCUCAAAGAAUAUGUUGAAGAAAAAGCUUUACUGGUCGUUUAUGCAAAGAUUCCCCUAUUACUUAUGUUACGUGCAAACGGACGCAACAACACCCAACAAUGUUGGGAGUUGUUGCGUCCGUUUGCACGGGGCUAAAAGUUUGACCGGUUUCAAACUUUGCGCAAUUACAAUUCCCAAUAACACGCAACAACAAACAUGCAACAGGGUGUGCAAACGGAAGCAACAUGUAACAUCCAACAAUGAUAUUGCGUCCGUUUCUACUGGGCUUUACACUGUUAUGGCCAGAGUGCACGUGGACAGGUCUUUCGCCGUAGCUCUCAAACCCAGUACGUAAUUAAGUCACUUAUAUUGUUGCUUUAACUGAAGAAAACUGAAGAAAGCUAGGGUAGACCUUGCUUUUGUCUUGCUUUUGAAAUAAGUUUAUUUUGAUGUAUUUUUCAAAUGUAUUCAUCAUUCAUUGCUCAGGUUAUGGGUGUGGUGGUGACAACUCGCGGCAAAAAAGACGUGCAAGUGACGAUGUAUCAGGUGACAAGUUGUCUUGGUUUGGUUUUCAUUUGGCAUCUCAAUAUGAUAUUGUUUAUGUCACUCCAUCCGAGAAAUACGUUAAAUAAAAACGACAGUGCAGUAAGGAAAUGCGUUUAAUGCUAAGGACACUGUAUUUCUGUAUACAGUUGUUGUGUUGCAGCAACAUGACUGUCCAAUUUGACCCAUACUGUAGCCAGCGAAUAUAUACAGCCUUCUCUUCUAGCUCCUCGCCGAUCCUGAAAACAUAGCUCUCUCCUCUCCCUCCUCGCCGUUCGGGGCGUUUCACGGGAGACGUCUGCUAUUCGGCCCCCAAAAUACCAUACUGAUUACGCGAAUUAAUGUUUACAUAAUUAAUCUGGUAGUCAUGGGGUUCCAAAUGUAAAUGUGUUCGAGUUUAUGUGACUUAUUCGUAUUUAAUUGACGGUACAUUUACAGCAGGGAAAAGGGAUUCCGCGUUCCAAACUAGGUAUGAGAAAGACGAAAGGAAUACCCCUUCUGUCAAUAAUGGUAUACUAAGGGAAGGGAUCAGUCUUCUUUUUUUCCAGCCUCCCUGUAUAAAACGUUGUUGAGAUGCCCCCUAGGAGGAAAAGCCGAACUCAAGACUAAAUACUACUAACGUUAACCAGUUGGUCCUGUUACGACAGCAACUGUUCUUUCCAUCAGAGACAGUUCAGGAAACACCACACGUACAUACCCUUACGAUAAAUGACUCUCAUAGACUGGCAGACAGACAGACUAACUACCUGUAUUUUCGAUCUUUGUUAACUUCCGAAAGAAAGAAAUUUUGCAUCUUGUCCAAAAUAAGAACUUAUUACUUUGCCAAACUCUACCUAUGUAUUUCAAUUGCGGUCGAUUUUUCUAACGAACAAACGCCCGGUUUUAAGUCCCUGAAGUUUACCGUUUUUAUGUUCUUUAAGUUCUACAGGACUGUUUUCUGUUAUUAUUUAUUAAUUGUGUCUGUUGUCUUAUUAUAUAUCAAUAGCUCCGUUUGGGCGAAUGAGGCGAAGUGCAUUUGAUGACGGUGACUUUGGUCCCAGUGAUGAGGAGAUUCUCUACCAUACACAAGUGAGAUCGUUCUUCCCAGAAACCUGGAUUUUCGAAGAACAAGUAGUGGGGUAA